AUGUCAUUUUCUACAAAAUGCGAUGGCGGCGAGAAAUUACCGCCUGGUCAAAAAUCAGCUUGGUUUUCUUUUAUUAAAUCAAUAGCAACGUUCAAAGGCGACCUCUCCUCCAUAACCGCACCCCCAUUCCUUCUCUCCCCACAGUCAAUCGUCGAAUAUAGCGGAUACUGGGCCGAACAUCCUAGCUUCUUCGUUGCCCCGGCCCACGAAGAAGAUGCGCAAAAGCGUGCCCUAGCCGUCCUGAAAUGGUUUCUAAGCACGCUGAAAGAACAGCAUGGAAAUAAGGAUGAGAGUAACAAGAAGAAGUGGAAAUUGAAACCCCUGAAUCCGUUUCUUGGCGAGCUGUUCUUGGGGAAGUGGGUUGACGAGGCGGGGACGACGGAAUUGGUCUCAGAACAAGUUAGCCACCACCCGCCUGCUACGGCUUUUAAUUUAUGGAAUGAUGAACAUGGAGUCAGGUUGCAAGGACAUAUUGCCCCUAAAGUAUAUUUUAACGGGACCGUCAACAUAGAACGAAAAGGCUACGGUGUUAUGCACAUCGAUAAAUAUAACGAAGACCACCUAGUCACCAUGCCAAAAGUCCACGUCGAAGGACUUGUAACUGGCUCUCCAUCUCCAGAACUAUCCGGCACGUCCUAUAUCCACAGCUCCUCCGGCUAUACAACGAAAAUUGAAUAUUUCUCCAAAGGCUGGUUGAGCGGAAAGCGUAACGCGUUUAUUGCCACGAUCUUCCUCGAUGAUCACGCGAACGAGCCCAUUUAUAUCGCGGAAGGACAAUGGAGCGAUACUUAUAUAAUUAAAGACGCCAAGACCCAGAAAGACAUAGAGAAAAUCGAUCUUAAUACACUCCGGAAAACGCCAAUCACGGUAUUCCCUCUCGACAAACAACACCCCCUCGAAUCACGGCGCGCAUGGCAGCACGUAGUAUCUGCAAUCAACAGAGGCGAUAUCUUCGCCGUCGGGCACGAAAAAUCGAAAAUCGAAAACGAGCAAAGACAGAUGCGAAAAAUGGAGAAGUGUGAAGGGAGUGAGUUUCGACGAAGAUAUUUUACACGCGCAAAUGACAAUCCUAUUGCGGAGAAAUUAGCAGAGGUAUUGAAGGGGACUUCAGUGAAAGAUGAUAUGAUUUGGUUGUGGGACGAUGAGAAGUAUAGGCGUAUUGAAGAGAAUAAGAGGAAUGGGAUUAAGAGUCCUGUGCAUUGUAGAUUUGAUUCUGGGAUUGAAGGGAUUGAUAUGUCGGAUGACUAG
Venustampulla echinocandica is the source of this 1248-nucleotide messenger RNA. RefSeq names its product Oxysterol-binding protein-like protein. Lineage: Eukaryota; Fungi; Ascomycota; Leotiomycetes; Helotiales; Pleuroascaceae. Gene Ontology annotation, cellular component: intracellular membrane-bounded organelle; membrane; cytosol. The transcript has 4 exons. The record is from RefSeq and is a predicted model, not a curated record. Gene Ontology annotation, molecular function: oxysterol binding. The coding region runs from base 1 to 1248 and encodes 415 amino acids. Gene Ontology annotation, biological process: exocytosis; maintenance of cell polarity; endocytosis.